AUGACCAACUACGGAGACGCCUGGUCCACGACCUACGACACCUACGACACCACAGGAUCAGCCUACAACCCUGCGGGCUCAACCUAUGAUACCUUAGGUUCAACUUAUAGCCCCUCGGGCUACAGCACCUACGGUGCAACGGACUAUGGUGCAGUGGGCUACGGUUCAAACGCAGCUGCUACAACUUACGAUACCGAUACCGGCCGCGGUACCACAACAUACGACCCCCAGACCGGUGCUUAUGACCAACAUCUUGAUUACAGCACCCCCACCGGUCGACGACACCACCGCGAGCGAGUCAACUCGAGUGGCACCUAUCGGCACCGUGACGUUGAUAGGUUUGAUGACGGAUCCACCCGUGUUCACAAAGAAUACGACAAUCCAAACACUGGUACCAGCUACCACCGUGACUAUGAGCGAUAA
Messenger RNA from Penicillium vulpinum, 423 nucleotides. RefSeq lists its product as uncharacterized. The transcript has a single exon. NCBI's taxonomy places the organism in Eukaryota, Fungi, Ascomycota, Eurotiomycetes, Eurotiales, Aspergillaceae. The coding region runs from base 1 to 423 and encodes 140 amino acids. The record is from RefSeq and is a predicted model, not a curated record.